UUUGAUUACUUUCUGCAAUGCUAAAAGCUAGCAAGUGAUAGCUUAUAAAUGUGCAGUGAGUUCACAGGGAGGACGAGAGGGUGCACAGUGAUGAACGAACAAGUGGAGCUAUUUCACCUGUUGUGAAAUAGCGAGCUAACCCUGGCAGUAAGAUAACGCAGAUCGACUGACAACAACAAGGUUGCAGUCGAAUCAAUCACCAGAAUAACUGGAUAAAGCACCGUGGACGCGCCAACAAUAGAGAGGGAUGUGCAAUGGCAUCGGUGCGGGUAGCUGUUCGGCUCAGGCCGAUGAACAGGCGGGAGAAGGAUCUGACGGCAAAAUGCAUUAUUGGAAUGGAGGGAACAAAGACUACUAUUUCAAACCUAAAGAUGACAGAUGGAAUUACUGGGGAUUCUGUGAGAGAGAGAACCAAGACCUUCACGUAUGACUUUUCCUAUGACUCCUCUGACUGCAAAAGCACCAGUUUCGUUUCUCAAGAAAAGGUUUUUAAAGAUCUGGGCUCUGAUGUCCUGAAGGCUGCUUUCGAAGGCUACAAUGCUUGUAUCUUCGCCUAUGGCCAGACGGGCUCUGGAAAGUCUUACACCAUGAUGGGCAAUCCAGAAGAUGCAGGACUCAUCCCAAGAAUAUGUGAGGGUCUUUUCAGCCGCAUUGCUGGGAUGACACGAUGGGACGAGGCCUCUUUCCGCACGGAAGUCAGUUAUUUGGAGAUCUACAAUGAGCGUGUCAGAGACCUGCUCCGAAGAAAGUCCACACAGACUUACAACCUGAGGGUGAGGGAGCACCCCAAAGACGGACCCUAUGUGGAGGACCUGUCAAAGCAUCUGGUGCAGAACUAUAGUGACGUGGAGGAGCUGAUGGAAGCAGGCAACAUCAACCGCACCACGGCAAGCACCGACAUGAACGACACCAGCAGCCGCUCGCACGCCAUCUUCACCAUCAACUUCACUCAGGCAAAGUUUGAUGCAGAGAUGCCUUGCGAGACGGUCAGUAAGAUCCACCUGGUGGACCUGGCGGGCAGUGAGAGGGCGGACGCCACGGGAGCCACAGGUGUCAGGCUAAAGGAAGGAGGCAACAUCAACAAAUCUCUGGUUACCCUGGGCAAUGUCAUCUCCGCUUUGGCUGACCUCACCCAGGAUGCAGUAAACACCAACCUGAAGAAGAAGCAGGUGUUCGUGCCUUACAGAGACUCGGUGCUGACCUGGCUGCUGAAGGACAGUCUUGGAGGCAACUCCAAGACCAUCAUGAUCGCAACCCUUUCACCUGCUGACGUCAACUAUGGAGAGACGCUGAGCACACUUCGCUACGCCAACCGUGCCAAGAACAUCAUCAACAAGCCCACAAUCAACGAGGACUCCAACGUUAAGCUCAUCAGGGAACUGAGGGCAGAAAUCGCCCGACUAAAAGCACUCCUCAUCCAGGGGAACCAGAUUGCUCUGCUAGAUUCGCCCACCGCCUUGAGCAUGGAGGAGAAACUGCACCAGAAUGAAGCAAGGGUACGAGAGCUGACUAAGGAGUGGACUAACAAAUGGAAUGAAACUCAGAAUAUUCUGAAGGAAGAGACCCUUGCCCUAAGAAAAGAGGGGAUCGGUGUGGUCCUAGACUCCGAGUUGCCGCACCUUAUCGGAAUUGACGAUGACCUCCUUAGCACUGGGAUUAUCCUCUACCAUCUAAAGGAGGGCAGAACGUAUGUUGGCCGAGAUGAUGCAUCAACAGAGCAGGAUAUCAUUCUCCAUGGGUUGGACCUGGAGAGCGAACACUGCAUGUUUGAGAACCAGACCGGCACAGUCACCCUGAUACCGCUCAACGGGGCCCAAUGUUCAGUAAAUGGGGUGCAAGUGACAGAGCCAGCACCGCUCAAUCAAGGUGCUGUCAUCCUGCUAGGCAGAACAAACAUGUUUCGUUUCAACCACCCUAAAGAGGCAGCUAAAUUAAGGGAAAAAAGGAAGAGUGGGCUACUCUCCUCUUUCAGUUUGUCAAUGACAGAUCUUUCCCAGUCAUGUGAGAACCUUUCCACCGUCAUGCUUUACAACCCAGGUUUCUUCAAUGAAAGGGGGCCCAUCUUUCUCAGGUUAGAGUUUGAGAGACAGCAACGGGAAGAACUGGAAAAGCUGGAGCAUAAAAGGAGGCUGAUCAAGGAGAUGGAGGAGAAGCAGAAGUGUGAGAAGGCCGAGCUGGAGCGCCUGCAGCAGGAGGUGGAGUCCCAGCAGAAGGAGUCGGAGCAGGUCCAGCUCCGCAUCCGGCGCCAAGAGGAGAGCCUCCGCUGCCGCAGCCAGGACAUCGAGAGCCGCCUCCGCGACCUCCUGGCCGAGAAGGAGCGCUUCGAGGAGGAGCGAGGCCGCGACACUCAAGAGCUGGACCUGCAGAGACGGCAGCAGCGAAAGCAGCAGGAGGAGUGGAACGAGCGGGAGGCGCAGGACGUGGAGGUGCGGCGCCAGCAGGAGGCGGCCGAGCGCGCAGAGCAGACGGAAAUCUACCGCGAGCUGGAGCGGCUGAAACGCGAGCGCGAGGAGCAGGAGGUGAGGUUGGAAGCGGAGCGCCGGCGCUUGGAGGAGCAGGAGCGCGAGCAGCUGAGUCUAGUCGGGCGCUUGGAGGAGCAGCUUCGCGAACGCCACGAGGCUGCCGCCGCACUCCUGACCCGCGAGGAUCGCAGGCGCCUGGAGAACGAGAGCUGCGCCCUUGCCGAGAUCCGUGAGGUCCUGCUCCGUGCCAAGGAGGCCUGUGAGCGCCCUGAUGGUGAAGAAUCCUGGAAUGAGGUACGCGCCGCCCAGGCAAGCUAUACAGACUUUAAGGCCGCCCAGGUAGAGGAGCUAAGCCAGCUGGAGGAUGGGCUUCGAAUGCAGAAGGAGCGUCUGGAGAAGGAGGUUGCAGCCGAACGUGCUACCCUAGCCCUGCUGGUCCAGGCGCACAAGGACCGUCAGCGGCAGCUACGGGAAACCCAAGAGAAGGGAGCACAGGACGCCACCAUGCUUUUCCAGGAGGAGCAGCGAAUCAAGCAGGCCGAGCAGCGCCUUCAGUUCAAGGAGCGCCAGUUAGCCACCCUGGCAGACAGCCACCUGCCAGCAGUUGCGGAGGAGAGGCAAAGAGCUGCCGAGCUACUCGAACGAGGCAACGCUGGCGGGGACAGCGGCCGCCACAGCCCCCCGGCCCUGGACAACACACUGUACCAGGUGGAGAAGGAGCUCGAGGAGAAGAAGGAGCAGCUGACGUUGCACUGUGCCAGUGCCGAGCAGCUCCAGCAACUCCACGACACGUACGAGUUCACGGCCAACGUGGCACGGCAGGAGGAGAAGGUGCGAAGGAAGGAGAAGGAGAUCUUAGAGUCGCGGGGAAAGCAGCAGCGAGAGGCCUUGGAGCAGGCUGUGGCACGCCUCCAGAGAAGGCACUGUGCCCUGAGGCGUAGCAUCUCACUGGAGCCUGAGAACGAGGAGCUGAAACAUAAAGGGUCAAUCCUGAACACGGCACGGGCCACUCCAGAGCUAGACCAGGAAAGAGUGGAGCGUGAGAUCCUGAAGCUGAAGCAGAGGAUCAGUGAGAGUGAAGGGAGUGGGAGGAGCCACUCGGUGAGCGGCGAUGACAAGGGCAGUCACACCAACUCUCCAGUCAGCCCCAUCAUCGCAAGCCUCCCGGGUGUACUGCCCAUUGCAGACGAAAGGAUCAAUGCAUACAUUGAGGAGGAGGUUCAAAGAAGAUUACAGAAGAUUAAUCUCCUGAAUGGGGACACCGUUGAUCUUUCAUUUUCAUCUGAGUCACUGAAGGAGGAGGAAGAAGUUAAUGAAUCUAGGUCUGUAAGACUAACCGAUGAGGAUGAUGACAAGCAACAAAAUCAUGUAAAUCCAAGGAAACUGAAAUAUGAGAUACACUCCAUGCCCUUGCUGUGGCGGAGUUUCCUGCAUGUUCCUUGGCAUGAGAAUAGUACCUACUUGAAUGGCAGUAAAACAUAUUCAGAAGAAAAAGAAGGGGAAGAUCACUCAGAUUUAGAUAAAGCAGACAAUCCAGAAAAGACAACCAAAGACUUAAUCAAAAACGAGAGUCUACCUUGUAGACAAGGUAACACAGCCAAGUGGUGGCAUGUAGGGGUGAUGGUACAUCGAGAAAAACUGGAUCAAACAAAGACCAAGCACUAUGAGUGUGACAUUGGGACCAAAUAUAUAGACAUAUCAACAGCUGUCACAACCAAUAAUGACAUGUAUUACGAUGUCCCUGGAAAGAGAGACACCAACCUAGGUUGUUACAUUCUUGACAAGAACCAACAUCUUACGUGUAGCCAAUCCAAAGAAACUGAAGAAGAAAACAAGCUUCUGGACAGAUCUGUUUUGCACACUGAAAGUCACGCAAGGGAUCCUGUACCUGAUAAAGCUACUAAAGUCCCAAUAAGACAAAGCUCACAGACUCAAAUCUCUCUGAAUGGCUACUUUGGUGUCAAUCUGACCUUAGUGUCAACACGCCAUCAAAAACAGCCAAAUGAGAGGACCUUUGAUCUGAUCACUAGAAUGCUGGGAGCAAAACAGGGUUACAUUCUCGGAUAUUUUGCUGGAAAGCUAACUGCUGUUUACAAGGAUGCUGGAAAAUGUUUGCAAAGCACACAGAAAAUUAUCCGUCAGGUUAGACAAAGGGAUGCAAACAGAUUAAUCAGCUCAUACCUGACAAUGGUAGGUAGGGAGCCUCAGCAACUGCAGCUUGAGUUGGAACCAAAAUCUAGCAAUGGAGCUAAGGAAGUUUCUUUUGCUAAUUUGGCAGAUUGUGAUAUUUUAAAUUCCUCAGACAACAUCGGUGUGCUUUCUGGUCAAAGCACCAAUAGAUGGCCACAAGGUUCUGUGUUGUCAGGGAAAAUUGGAAAUCCAGAAGUCUUGUUCCAGAAGCUUGUGCAAUUCCCAGAGUGUCUUUUGGAGCUACAGUCCCUUCCACUCUUGGAGAUGCUACAGCAUUUGAACAGAUUAUUGCCCCAGGUCGCUGCCACCUCUGGCCAGCUUUUGGGGAUCUACUGGCUGAGGAUUGCUAACUUCAAGAGGCCUACAUCACAACCAGGUUGUUUGCUUUUAUUUGAAACAGAGUUGUAUGCAAUUUCCAGUAGAAUGGGUUUUAAUGAAGAUGACCAGGCCUUGGAGGUUUUUCACAAAUCCUCUCUCUUGGAUAUCCAGGAAAUUCAAGUGAGUUUUGCUGGACAGCUAGUCCGAUUCAUUGGCUCCUCUGAAGAAACUCUCUUGGUAGCAUUCACUCACAACAAAGACCUUACCCAGACGUUAUGCAGAACAUUCCACAACAUAUUUAAAGUAUCUAAGGGUGUUGAAGGUACCAGUGCCCACCCUUUGCUCCAAGAAGACCUCAUGUCUCUCUCACUGGAUUGGAGGUCCCAUGUCCCAGACCUCCUUCUAAGCAACCAACUUCGCAUCACAUCCCGAUUCAAGAAAGACCAUGCUGACCUGCUCUAUAUCCUACAUGGCAACAUGGAAGGGAGUGGCAAACCCUCUCUAGCGGACAUUUGCCUUCUUCUCUACACUUGUGUCAAGAUUGAAGACUCCUCUAACCAAAGUCAAGAUGACCUAUCUCAGUUCAUUCUCACUGACACUCAUGUAGGCCUGCUGCAGGAAGAGAGUGUGUUCCACGCCGUGCCACAAGGCUCCGACCUGGUUCCCAUCCAGUCCCAAUAUCGGGGAAUUGAACUUCGCAGACGUUCAGACAUCCGGUGUCUUCUUGUCAGGCAAAAUGAUAAUUGCAUGGUUGUAGACAUUCUGUAUUCCAAGGCUUGUAAACUACAGGCUGAGACCAAAAGCAAAGAUGAAGUUUCUGAUCCCCUGUAUGGGGGCCGCAUAGCAGAUUCCUGGAAGUUAAAAUUUGGUUGCAUCUCAGAAGCUAUGAUUCUAAUCAAUAAUCUGUCUACCUAAGCACAUGAGUGAGUUAAGAACAAAAAAUGCCUCAAUGAUCAUUUCAAGCCAGUCAUGCCAAGGGUGUUAAAAAAUCUUAUCUUAUACUUGUUCUCAGUGUUAGGUCACUAUAUUUACAUUUACAUUUAUUCAUUUAGCAGACGCUUUUAUCCAAAGCGACUUCCAAGAGAGAGCGUUACAAAGUGCAUAGGUCACUGAUAACAACAAGAUAGCCCCAAAAACAUUGCGGGUAGCCAAAACAUGAAGCACAUAUUGUGAACAACCAAAAUAAGUGCCAAAGGGAAGAACCACAAGAGCAUGUAGUUAAACAAGUUACAAUUAAACAACAUGAAUCGCUAUAAGUGCAAGUGUACCUGUAGAAAAGCAAGCAACAGUAAAAAUAUUUCAACAAUUUAAAUCAGUUACCACUAACCAACAAGAGCAGCAAGUCUCUAAGCAUAUUAUGGUUUUGAAACCCAAAGUUCUUCUUUCAGUGUGCAUAGGUGUGCUGCUCAAGGAUAUAGUGAAUUAUCUGAACUGAUAACACAAUACAAACUGAAGAUAUAAAGGUUACCUUCUGUCUGCAAUUCCUAAAGAGCACCUUUGAACAAAUGACAAAGUUUUAAAGAAUUUGACUUUGAAAGUGUACUGUUGCUUUUUUAAAUGUUUUAUAUGUAAAGAUGUUGUUGCUCUUGCAAACCAAUUAUGCCAUAGUGGUGAUAUAAAUCAAAUGAUGACCAACAGUUCAUUUAACUAAAAGGAUCAAAGUUCAGAAUUUGAUUAUAUUUGAUAAUAUUUACAAAGGUAUCUUACAAAAGUGUAUUAAUUUCACAUUGGUUUAUGGAAAUGGAGAGGAAAUUACUGUUUUAUUUAAUAUGCAGUAUAUAAUAUCAGGAAAAAUAUGAUAAGUCAAAUAUUAGGGUGUGCAAUGUGCAAUAUCAAUGAAAGAGGGAAUAUGUUUGUGCAAUAUAUUUAAUGAGACCUAUGAUUGCUGCUCCAAAGAUUUGUUGACAAAAGAAUAAACAAAUAAAGAUUGUACUAGCAUGAUUAACUUUGUCUUUGUUCAUGAAGCUACUUUUGAGUCAAGGUAUAACAUUUUUAUUCCGUGAAUUAGAGGAUAUCUUUCCCUCCACAUCUAUUUCCUCUUCAUCCCUCUCUCCACGUUU
Messenger RNA from Osmerus eperlanus (European smelt), 7030 nucleotides. It is a transcript of the gene kif16ba, whose product is annotated as kinesin family member 16Ba. Gene Ontology annotation, biological process: microtubule-based movement. Lineage: Eukaryota; Metazoa; Chordata; Actinopteri; Osmeriformes; Osmeridae. Gene Ontology annotation, molecular function: ATP binding; microtubule motor activity; microtubule binding. The record is from RefSeq and is a predicted model, not a curated record. The transcript has 25 exons. Bases 255 to 5885 code for a protein of 1876 amino acids.